AUGAGGGCAAUAUUGCUUGUUCUUCCCGUGGCUGGAGCAUUAUAUAUCAAUUUGACUGCACACCUAACAGCAACAGAUAAUUCUGGCACUUUUCGCAAUUCGUCUUCAAUUUUUACAGAUGAACAAAAAGCUGAACUUUUGAAAAAUGAAGCUGACAAUAUUGUUCAUGCUCAAGUAUUCAACCAGAUAAUUGAGAAGGUAGCACUGGUUGCAACCACUGCACAGCUGGCCAUGGAAGAAAUUGUUGAAGAUCCUCUAGACUUUGCAAUAGAAGCCGACCGUAGUCUUGAUAGACGCAUUGGAGCCUUCGAAGAUAAAAUUGAAGAUAUGAAGGAUCGAGUGAGAGAGAAGAAAGAGGCAACAGCACGGUCUACCAAGAACCUAGUAUUUCACCCUAUUCAGGUGGUUGCCGAUGCCACUAGGGAUGAAGAUAAUGACUUCGACCUCGAAGACUAUGUUCAAGGAAACAAAUAUAACGAGCAACACGACUCAACUGGCUAUAGAGUAGGAAUAUAA
Molecule: messenger RNA, 516 nt
Organism: Meyerozyma guilliermondii ATCC 6260
Lineage: Eukaryota; Fungi; Ascomycota; Pichiomycetes; Serinales; Debaryomycetaceae
Exons: 1
Coding region: 1-516 (171 amino acids)
Source: RefSeq, a predicted model, not a curated record